AUGACAAGAGAGUUUGAAGAUAAAUUCAAACUAACAGCGGAAGAAGACGAUAUGAUCAGAAGAAUGACGCCACUUGAGCAGGAGAAGUACAAAGCACGGCGCCACGAGGAAAUACAGGCUGAAAUUGAUGCAGAGAGAAUCAAAAAAGCCAACGAAGAAAACAAGAGUGUGUUCAGCAGCAAGCCCUCUGAAGAGAUUGCUGUCAUCAAGGACGAUAUGAAUCCAAUUCAGCAGGAGUUUGUCCUUGGACGAGACACCCUAAUCAAGGGCGUCUUUAGAUCGAAUUUCAAUUUGAUUAAGGGGCUCUUUGUUCGUGUACGCAUAAACAACACUUAUCGAGCUGGGAAGAUUCUUGGCGUAGAAGAAAUACCAUCGUACAAGUUGCCUAAGAAGAAGAACCAGAAAGACGUCUAUUGCAAUAUUGGGCUUACGAUUGAUGCUGGAAAGCGUGUAAUCAAUCAGUGGCCAAUUGUGAAUGUAUCAAACAGCUCUUUGAGGCAGGAGGAGUUUGAGACAUUCGUAGAGGAGUAUUCUGUGACCAGGGAGCUGUUUGCUGGAAUUCUGAGGAAGACGAAGAAGGCAAAGGAGGAGUUGACGAGGAACCUGACUGACCUGGAAAUCACAGACUAUUUAAACAGAAAAGCAAGGGCGAAUCCAAGAAAAGAGAGUACGACACUGCUUAAGAUGAGGCUGAUUAAAAGACGAGACAAUGCGAUUCAGCGAAAGAACAAGAAGGAGGCUGAAGAGGCACAGCGGGAGUUAGAGGAGAUUGAGGACCAGGAGUAUCUGGAGCGAUUCAAGAACAUUCACGACAAGGAAGUGCUGGACCAGUGGAUGGAGAAGAGGCGCGAGGCGAGCGUAACGAGCGUGAAGAAGCUCGGGGAGAAGGAAGUUGAGAAGUAA
Enterospora canceri is the source of this 903-nucleotide messenger RNA. NCBI's taxonomy places the organism in Eukaryota, Fungi, Microsporidia, Enterocytozoonidae. The record is from the annotation of a GenBank genome assembly.